GAGCGGCCUGGCGUGGGGCCGGGGGGCCAUGCCCGGGGGGGGCCGGCAGCAGGAGGAGAUUGGCUGCCGGCGAGGCCUGCGGGCUCCUUUGAAAGGGCGGCGUGGGAGGCGCCUGGGGAGCAGGCAGCCGGCUCGGUCCCACUCGGCACAGCACGGCACGGCUGCGGCGAUGCCACGGGCGAGCGUCCCCACAAGGACCACUGGCACGGCGGUGCCGGUGCUGCUGGCACUGCUGGCGCUGGGCAGCGGGCAGCACUACGACUACUACGGCUGGCAGCCCGAGAGCGUGCCCCGCGGGCGCUUCUACGGCAGGGAGCCGCAGUGCGUGGACAUCCCGGCCGACAUGCAGCUCUGCUACGACGUGGGCUACAAGCGCAUGCGGCUGCCCAACCUGCUGGAGCACGAGUCCAUGGCCGAGGCCAAGCAGCAGGCCAGCAGCUGGGUGCCCCUGCUCGCCAAGCAGUGCCACACCGACACCCAGCUCUUCCUCUGCUCCCUCUUCGCCCCCGUCUGCCUCGACCGGCCCGUCUACCCGUGCCGCUCGCUCUGCGAGGUGGUGCGCGACUCCUGCGCCCCCGUGAUGGAGUCCUACGGCUUCCCCUGGCCCGAGAUGCUGCACUGCGCCAAGUUCCCCUCCGACCACGACCUCUGCAUCGCCGUCCAGUUCGGGAACAGCCAGGCCACCCCGCCGCCAGUGUCCAGGAUCUGCACGCAGUGCGAGAUGGAGCACAAGGCGGACGGCAUGAUGCAGCAGAUGUGCUCCAGCGACUUCGUGGUGAAGAUGCGCAUCAAGGAGGUGACGGAGGAGAACGGGGAGCGGCGCCUGGUGGCCGCCCAGAAGAAGAAGGUGCUGAAGCUGGGCCCCCUCAAGCGCAAGGACACCAAGAAGCUGGUGCUGCACAUGAGGAACGCGGGCUCCUGCCCCUGCCCCCAGCUUGACAGCCUCAGCGGCAGCUUCCUGGUGAUGGGCCGCAAGGUGGGCGGCCGCCUGCUCCUCCUCGCCAUCUACCCCUGGCAGAAGCACAACAAGGAGAUGAAGUUUGCCGUCAAGUUCAUGUUCUCCUACCCCUGCCCCCUCUACCACCCCCUGCUCUAUGGGGCUGGGCAGCACUAGGACACUGCCCCGGGACUCCUGCACUCGCCCUGCUCCACACCCCUGGUGGCACCCCAGGACCCCAGAGAUUCCCAGCUGCGUUCAAGGAAGCCUGGACCUGCGCCCAGGACCCCUGUCCCCUCCUGAACCCCCAGCUCUGCAGCCCCAGGCCCCCUGCCAUGCCUCCCUGCUUCUCCUUCGGCUGCCCUGAGACCCCAACCCCAACCCCCUGCCCAACUCCUGAUGACGUGACUCCGACCCUCAGCCUCCCCAAAUCCCUCCUCCACCCCCCCAGAGCAUCCCCAUCCCACAUCCCCUCCCGCAAAGCUCGUGCCCCAGCCCUGGAUCACCCCUCCUUCCUUUUCCAGGGACCCCCCAGCCAAGGCAGCUCCUUGCUGCCCUCUGUGCCCGCAGACUGCCCCCCAGCUCCCACCAUCAAGUGCCUGGAGGUGCAGUUACUGCCUGGGCAGCCCCAGCCCUCCCGUCCCACACAGCUCAAUGGGGGGGGUCCACCUCCAACCCAGCCCUGCUGCACCCCACAUCCCCCCAUCCCAGCCUGCCCCCACCCCAGUAAAUUAUUCUGCCUCAGAGAAGCCUGGGCCCUGCUCCCUGUGGCUCUCGGGACCCGGGGAAGCAGGGGACGGGGCAGCCAAGGCUCCUGGCUCAAUCCUGUUCCAGACACCAGGGAAGGAGCUGCGGAGGGCCGGGAGUUUGGGGUGCGCACAAGGAGCCUGCAGAUCCUGGACGAGGCAGCCCCAUCCCCAGG
Molecule: messenger RNA, 1859 nt
Organism: Oxyura jamaicensis (ruddy duck)
Lineage: Eukaryota; Metazoa; Chordata; Aves; Anseriformes; Anatidae
Gene: SFRP5
Product: secreted frizzled related protein 5
Exons: 3
Coding region: 29-1114 (361 amino acids)
Biological process (GO): canonical Wnt signaling pathway; non-canonical Wnt signaling pathway; negative regulation of canonical Wnt signaling pathway
Molecular function (GO): Wnt-protein binding
Source: RefSeq, a predicted model, not a curated record